Fusarium sp. VM40 is the source of this 1278-nucleotide messenger RNA. The record is from the annotation of a GenBank genome assembly. Lineage: Eukaryota; Fungi; Ascomycota; Sordariomycetes; Hypocreales; Nectriaceae.
AUGCCUUCCAGAUCGGACAUCACAUACUUUGGUGCAGGCCCUGCGCUUCUGCCCACCGAAGUCCUCGAGACGGCUGCAAAGGCCCUCGUUGAUUAUGAAAACACUGGCCUGGGUCUUGCUGAGCACUCUCAUCGUUCAGAGCUGGCUACCAAUAUCAUCAACGAGGCCAAGGCUGAUCUCGCUUCUUACAUUGAUAUUCCUGAAGACUAUGAGGUUCUUUUCAUGCAGGGUGGUGGCACUGGAGAGUUCUCCGCUACCAUGUACAACCUUGUCGGUGCAUGGGUGACCAAGAGGAAGGCCCAGGUUGUCGCCAGCCUUAAGGUACCUGAGGAUGAUCCUCGAGUGGAGCAGGAACUCAGGAAUGCUGUUGAGAAGGAGCUUAAGGUCGACUACAUCGUCACUGGUGGCUGGUCUCAGAAGGCUUCUGAGGAGGCUGCGCGACUACUUGGUCCCGAGCACGUCAAUAUCGUUGCUGAUGCCCGCAAGAUCAACGAUGGCAAAUACGGCAAGAUUCCUGAGGAGAGCACAUGGAAUCUCUCCAACAAUGCUGCCUUAGUUUACUGGUGUGAUAACGAGACUGUCGAGGGUGUCGAAUUUCAGGGUUUCCCCCAGUCUCUGGCCCCUGGCCCUGACGGCAAGGGUCCCAUCGUUGUAUCAGACAUGUCUUCCAACAUUCUCUCAAGGAGAAUACCUGUACAAAACUUCUCAGUUAUCUUCUUCGGCGCUCAGAAGAACCUUGGAUCCACUGGUAUCACUGGUGUCAUUAUCAAGAAGAGUCUUCUCCCCCCCAAGACUCCUCAGCCUUCUGCUGCCCUACUUCGAAAGCUCGGCCUUCCUAUUCCUCCUAUCAUCUUCAGUUACGAGACUGUCGCCAAGAACAACAGUCUCUACAAUACCCUUAGCAUCUUUGAUGUCUACAUUGCUGGCCAAGUCCUCAAGAAGUCUAUUGCUACCUAUAACAAGGUCGAGGGACAGGAGGCUGUUUCCGCCAAGAAGGCUCAGAUCAUUUACGCCGCUCUGGAUGCCCACCCCGAUGUGUACAAGGUGGUCCCUGAUAAGUCUGUCCGCUCGAGGAUGAACAUCUGCUUCCGCAUCACCAAGAAUGGUGACACUGAUGCCACUGAGAAGGCUUUCCUCAAGGAAGCCACUAGUGUAGGCCUGACUGGGCUCAAGGGCCACCGCAAUGUUGGUGGUAUUCGCGCCAGCAGCUACAACACCAUUCCUCUGGAGGGUGCCGAGAAGCUUGCCAAGUUCAUUGAAACAUUUGCAACUUCUUAA